UACGAGCCUUCUUGACCCUCAUUCGACUUCAAACUCAAUUAUCUUGGUGCAGAAAGCCAUCUCGCUCUUGCCUCCUCUAUGUCUUAUCCCAAGGAGUUUACUGGGUUCCAGGUCCCGAGCGCUGAAAAGUGGCUAGAUUUUGAGAAAAGUACUUGGGAGCCUCGACCUUUUGGAGAUUACGAUGUCGAUAUCAAGAUAGAGUGCUGCGGGGUGUGCGCUAGUGACGUGCACACUGCUCGUGGUGAUUGGGGCGAGAUGCCCUAUCCUUUCGCUGUCGGCCACGAGGUCAUUGGGAGGGUUCUCCGCGUAGGCCCAAAAGUAACCCUCGCAAAGGUGGGCCAGCGAGUCGGGGUUGGGGCCCAGGUUUACUCCUGUUUGGACUGCCGCCACUGCAAGAACGGCAAUGAAACGUACUGCAAAGAACAGGUCAACGCCUAUGGAGCGGCGUAUCCAGGGACGGAUUGCACGACCCAGGGUGGAUACUCAUCCCACACUCGAAUUCAUGAAUACUGGGUAUUCCCGAUUCCGGAUAGCUUGGCUAAUAGUGAUGCUGCCCCCAUGAUGUGUGCAGGUGUCACCGUGUACAGUCCACUAAAACGCUUCGGCGCAGGACCUGGCACCAAGGUUGGUGUAGUGGGUAUCGGCGGCCUUGGCCAUUACGCCAUCAUGUUUGCAAAAGCACUUGGUGCCGAAGUGUGGGCUAUUUCCCGGUCACGCAACAAGGAGGCCGACGCGAGACAAAUGGGCGCCGAUGGCUUCCUCGCCACGAACGAGGAGGGCUGGUGUCAGCCGCAUGAAAUGACAUUUGACCUGAUCAUUAGCACGGCAAGCUCCUUCCAAGACUUUCCGCUAUCGCAAUACCUCAGCCUUCUGGGCGUUCACGGACGCUUCCACUUGGUGGGCGUGCCCGGCGGCGACGGCCUCAAGAUAUCUACCUUUGACUUCAUCGGGAACGGCUGCUCCAUCGGCGCCUCAAACCUCGGGGGUCGGCGCGAGGUUCUGGAAAUGCUGGACUUGGCGGCCACCAAGGGUACCAGGUCAUGGGUAAAAGAGAUCCCCAUAUCUAAACAAGGUAUUCAAACAGCGAUCGAGCAGCUAGAAACUAGCAGUGUCCGCUACCGAUCCUGCCUGGUGGCUUAUGACGAGGAAUUUGGGGCCUGAGUGGGGAGAGUUGAGUUAUUUGGUCAGAGUCAUUCACAGCAAUAUUGCCUCUACUUCUGUGUCUUUGUACGCUGAACGCUAGGAAUGAACUGAUUCCUGGCUUCGGCUGUCACACAAUGUUCUCCACUCAUCUGUCUGACCUUACCUUCUUAUUCGAGAUCUGAUACAUGGUGAGAACUAUGACAUGUUGAUAAUCAC
Molecule: messenger RNA, 1359 nt
Organism: Aspergillus piperis CBS 112811
Lineage: Eukaryota; Fungi; Ascomycota; Eurotiomycetes; Eurotiales; Aspergillaceae
Product: NAD(P)-dependent alcohol dehydrogenase
Exons: 2
Coding region: 79-1161 (360 amino acids)
Biological process (GO): alcohol metabolic process
Molecular function (GO): zinc ion binding; alcohol dehydrogenase (NADP+) activity
Source: RefSeq, a predicted model, not a curated record